AUGGAGGAUUAUUAUUAUUACGAAGACGACUAUGGUGAUGAAGAGGGUGAAUCACAGGAUUCAGCCCUUGGGGAUGCCUACUCGACGGCCAAAUCGCUGAUGGGCACAAAUCCCCUUCAGUGCGUUGCCGGUCUCCUCGCUGUGGAACGCGACGAUAGCAGUGGUGGCAAGUGGACAUUUAAGUCUCUCAAAGCGCUGGUGAAGGUAAGUAGGCAGAUGGGCGCCUACGAGGAUAUGCUCCGGUACUACGAAAGAGUCUGCACAUUCAACCACAAAGAUGUGGACAAGGGUUCGUUGCAGAAGGCCAUGACGAAGUUCAUCGACGAAUCACAGCGUGUCCCCGUGGAUUACCUGGGUCGCGCACUCAGAACGACAGCGGAAGUCACGUCACGAGACCUCAAAGCAUACAGUAGAUUGUGGUUCAACGCAAAAGUGAAGUAUGCAACUUUGCUGUUGGAUGCAAACGAUGUUGGGUCAGUCAUCAGUGAAAUAGAACCUGUUUUGGCGUGGUGCAAAGAGGAAGAUCCACUUGGCUUUAAGAAGGGUAGUCAGUUGUUUUUUUGCUAUGCGCUGUUGCUUCAAGCAUACACAGUCGGAAGAGACUGGAAAAAAGUGCGCGACAUGUUUUUUUCCACCAUUUCCAUAGUUAACACCAUUGCUCCAUCUCGAGUUGUGGGAAGUGUACUGGAGUGUGGUGGUAAGAUGUACGUUUGCUACCGUGACUGGCAAUCAGCUUUCCAGACGUUUUCUGCUGCCUUUAGGUACUACAAUGAAGGCGGUGAUCCCCGAAGGAUUAACUGCCUAAAGUACCUUGUGCUGACAUGUUUGCUUAGUGGCUCUGAUGUUGAUCUAUUUGCCGCACCAGAGACGAGAGCGUAUGAGGAAGUUGCUGAAAUAGUACCCUUCUCAGGACUUGUGAAGGCUUAUAGGAGGAAUGACGUUCAACGAUUCCUUAGUACUGCGGAUCUAGUGCGUCAGUGCUUCACAGCAGAACCUGCUGUGCUUGUGUGUCUUGACCUGCUGCUUGAUAACCUUAGACUGCGGGCCCUUGUUGCUUUCGCAUCUCCGUAUGAACGGUUGUCCAUGCAGCGGCUUCAGAGUGUGUUGCUUGUCGACAAGGAUGAGGUGGAUCGCCUAUGCCUAAGAGCAGUGAGUGAGGGAGUGCUUCGUGCCAAACUUGACAACGAGAAUGGUGUUGUUAUUAUGAACGGGGAGUCUGAAGUCGGGCCUGAGACGGAGAGGCUGCUAGCAUUUGACCGGUGGGUCAAUGCCCUCCAUGAAUUUAACAAAAGGUCAUACAAGGACAUAGAACGUAACCUUUGA
Messenger RNA from Trypanosoma brucei brucei TREU927, 1323 nucleotides. Its product is annotated as COP9 signalosome complex subunit 2, putative. Lineage: Eukaryota; Euglenozoa; Kinetoplastea; Trypanosomatida; Trypanosomatidae. Gene Ontology annotation, cellular component: COP9 signalosome. The record is from RefSeq and is a predicted model, not a curated record. The transcript has a single exon. Gene Ontology annotation, biological process: protein deneddylation. Bases 1 to 1323 code for a protein of 440 amino acids.